AUGGUCGGCGGGGAUGGCAUCGAGGGCGUUCACGCCCAUACGGAUGGAUCAUACCCCUAUGCCGCCACUGCGUCCAAGUCUCUAAAUCAUUGCCAAUGGAUAUACGUUCCUACCCCACCCGGCGAUAAAAUCACGGCAUGUCGUGAAGUUGUUCUGGGCUACCAUACGGCAUUACUGUUUCGCAGGGAGCUCUCUGGUAUCGGUUGGGUUGGGGGUCUAUUUUGUCUACGGUACAACAGCCAUCAGACCUACAUGGUAAAUGAGCACAGCAUCAUGCCCACGGCACUGGUUCUUCAUCUCAAAAUGAACCGCGAUGGUUCCUAUCAGAAACCAUCAGCACUUUCUGUUCAGUUCAGGGUUAUCGUGACCCUAGCAUCGGUCAACCAAGUCCCGUACCACGGUUGCGCCCACGCGAUGCUCACUUGA
Molecule: messenger RNA, 426 nt
Organism: Podospora pseudocomata
Lineage: Eukaryota; Fungi; Ascomycota; Sordariomycetes; Sordariales; Podosporaceae
Exons: 2
Coding region: 1-426 (141 amino acids)
Source: RefSeq, a predicted model, not a curated record